CCUUCCCCUUGCAAUGCGCACGCCGGCGGGCGAGCCAUGAGCCAUGACGAAAGUGCAAGGCCUGAAUCGGCUGCGCUGGAAAUAUGCUCGGCAGACGUUCUUGCCGUGGAAGCUGGCGCUCUGCAAGCUCCUCGUUGGCGUACGACCCAUGGCGGUGGCCUACGUGCUGGUGAUGCUCGGCCAGCUGGUGCUGUGCGCACUUGAGAAAGACCAGGAGCUGCUCUGGCGCCAGGGAAGGGCAGAGCUGCAGAACCGGCUGAGGCAAGAGCUCACGCCGGAGACCUAUCGUGCACUGGUUGACUCUGGCUUUCGGGAGGUGCACCCGAACGAUGCCCUACACUGGGAGUUCACAGGCCCUUCACAUAGCUGGAGCCUUAUGUAUAGCUUCACCCUGGUCGCCUCCAUCGGCUAUGGCGACAUGUCCCCCACCUCGGACCGUUCCCGGCUCUUUUGCAUCGCCUUCACGGCGGUGGCGACGCCGACCCUUGUAGUCAUGUACCUCGGCAUGGCCAAGAACGUGAUGCAGAUCUGGCACUUCUUUGCCAUGAUGAUGACUAAAGAGAACAUCCUCACUUUCCACAAGUAUGACUACGACGGCUCUGGACAAUUGGACCGCGCGGAGUUCGCCAUUGCGCUCCAUGACUUGGGCUACCCCGUGUCGGAAGAGGAUGUGGACAUUCUCAUGGAAGAGGUGAACAUAUGCGACUCCUCGCAGGUGACCAUCCAAGAAUUUUCUCAAGCACUGCUACUCCUGGAGUUCCCAAAUGCACGCCGCCAGAAAGUCCGGCUGUCGGUCUUCCUGAGCGCCAUCUGCACCUUCGUUUGGCUGAUGAUCGGAACUUUGGUCUUCACCCAGCUGGAAGCCUGGGGCUUUGUGGAGUCGCUGUGGUUCUGCUGGGAGACGUUGAUGACAAUUGGCCUGGGGGACUACGUGCCACAGACCAAUGCCGGACGUUGGUUCAAUCUGACCUAUGGCUUCAUUGGUUUGGGCCAGCUGUCCCUACUUCUGCAGGCGAUUGUGGACCUUCUCACGAAGCACACCUCCAUGCUGGGCCGCCUCGAGAAGCGUCUCAUGGAGGGGGCCCAGGGAGCUGCCUUGCAGGAUGUGCGGAAGCAUCACAGGAAUGUCAAGACGCGAAGCUCGGCGGAGGCGCGGAUACGCGACAGCAAGGCAAGCCUCGGGAGCCCUUGCAGCCCAGAGCUGAAGGUCGCAGUCUCACCUUCGUCGCGGCCAUCGGAACCAUGCAGCUCGGAAGGCUGGGAUCCGGAAGGGUAUCUUGACGAUGAGGAAGACGAGGAUCUUGUAUGCUUGUGAACUUAUGAGGGCGCGCGGGCUGGCCGCGAAUCCCGAAUCCCUACCUUGACUGCUGUUUUGAAAACCGGCGGGGGGUUGAUGUGAAGUACUUUUCGGCCCUUGUUCGAACCUUGAAGAAUCUGGGCAGGGCAGCG
Effrenium voratum is the source of this 1449-nucleotide messenger RNA. The record is from the annotation of a GenBank genome assembly. NCBI's taxonomy places the organism in Eukaryota, Dinophyceae, Suessiales, Symbiodiniaceae.